Molecule: messenger RNA, 4089 nt
Organism: Mizuhopecten yessoensis (Yesso scallop)
Lineage: Eukaryota; Metazoa; Mollusca; Bivalvia; Pectinida; Pectinidae
Product: cathepsin B-like
Exons: 9
Coding region: 111-1145 (344 amino acids)
Biological process (GO): regulation of catalytic activity
Cellular component (GO): lysosome
Molecular function (GO): cysteine-type endopeptidase activity
Source: RefSeq, a predicted model, not a curated record
UACUCAGAGUCACAUGACUGUCACAUGAUUGGGAAUCUCGUGAUCUACAGCGCAGGGAGCAGACACACUAGACACAAGAUAAACACGGAGGAGCUGAUUAAACAGAUAGAAUGGAGAAAGUGUUGUUUCUUUGUGUUGUUUUAACACUCGGGAUGGCUGAACAUCUUCAUCCACCAAGACAAGGACUCAAGGAAUUUCUCGUAAGAGAGUGGGAUCUCCUUGUGAACAAAGUCAACUUUGUCAACACUUCCUGGCAGGCAGGAGACAAUUUCCCCAGAAUCAGCAAAUAUGAACGUCUGGAUUAUGUCAAGAAACUUUGCGGAGCUUUGAAGACACCUGAUAAUUUAAAGCUACCCGAGAGGCCCCGUUUGACAGGAGUCCCUUUGCCAACAAGUUUUGAUGCACGUAAGAAAUGGACCAAAUGUCCUACGAUUAAAGAAGUUCGAGACCAAGGUGACUGCGGAUCAUGCUGGGCCUUUGGGGCUGUGGAGGCAAUGUCAGACCGAAUCUGUAUCGCGUCUAAUGGAAAGGUUAAUGCUCACAUCUCCUCGGAGGAUCUUCUGUCUUGCUGCUCUUCCUGUGGUAUGGGAUGUGAUGGUGGGUUCCCAGGAUCAGCCUGGUCUUUCUUCAAGGGAAAGGGACUGGUGACCGGUGGUCAGUACAAUUCUACACAGGGUUGUCGCCCAUACAGUAUAAAGCCCUGUGAACACCACACAACCGGGACCAGAUUACCAUGUGCUAAAUCCAUUGAACCAACUCCCAAAUGUGAAAUGUCCUGUCAGUCUUCCUACUCUGUGUCUUACACCAAGGACAAACACUUUGGGUCAAGCUCUUACUCCGUGUCCAGCGAUGUAACGGAUAUCCAGACUGAGAUCAUGAGCCACGGACCAGUAGAAGGAGCCUUUACUGUGUAUGCAGACUUUCCCACAUACAAAAGUGGAGUGUAUAAGCACACCACAGGUUCUGAACUGGGAGGUCAUGCCAUCAGGAUCUUGGGCUGGGGUGUUGAAGAAGGUGUCGACUACUGGCUUGUGGCCAACUCGUGGAACACUGAUUGGGGAGACAAUGGAUUCUUCAAAAUCCUGAGAGGACAAGACGAAUGUGGUAUUGAGUCCCAGAUUGUUGCUGGUAUCCCCAAGCUCUGAAUCAGGGAAGGGAAGACAACUCCAGAUCUCUAUCAACGUUAUACUACAGAUGUACACCUAGUUUAACCUUGUUUUCUAAAGAUAAUUAAAAAACUUAUUUUGAGAUUUGGACAAUUCUGUUGAAUAAUGUUUUUCUUUUUUUGCCUUCUGUAGAUCACUCACACUUACACUUUUAGCUCUCAUAACUACUCCCCUGUAAUAUAUCCUGGAAUUAUUGUUGUCUUUCAUUACUGGGUAUGUUCUUACAUUUUUACGACUUUAACAAACCAGUUCCAUUGUAAGAUUUUGUCUCCUUAACUUUCUUGCCUACUUUUUCGUUUGGGCGGUGUCUCUCUAGGCACCUCUGGCUAGCCUGUUGUCAGGAUAAUGUAACCGGGUGGAGUAUCAUGCUAUCAUGUCCAGGCUAUAAAUGUGGAUAGAAAUGAUUUGUAAAACAUGGUAAUAGUUAUUUCUUAGUUGAUGCACCUUCCAAAUUGUAAUAACAGUUAUAUUAUUUCUUGAGUCCGUUUGUUUUUGAGUUAUCCCUAAUUGUAUAGAUAAUUGUAUUGUAAAAGUCCAGUAGAUUUUAAAUGUUACCUGAAAUAAGUUAUAUCGUUUACAUUCCAAUCUUUCCGCAAGUACUUAAUGGCAUGCUUUGAGAAAACUUUAAGAAAUCAGAAUUAUAAGUCAGAAAAUUAAAAUCAUGUCAUUUCAAUCAGAUGGUUUAAAUAAAUAUGUUUACACAACUAUGCAUUUAGGACAAUCUCAGAAAUAUAUAUGUAAGGGAGGUAAUUUGUGUUCACCACCACCUACUUGAUCUUCUUGUGGCUUAUUAUGCAAAUAUACUAAAAAUUAUUUUAGAUGCUUUUCGCUGCCAAGUAAUCAGCAUCAUUUAGCAAUUAUAAUUCCGCUCAACACCACCCCACCACCCCACCCCACUCCAUCCCCUAAAUCACGUAUUCAUUUCUGGAAUAUCCCUAACAAACAUGUGUUUGAAGUUUAGCCUUUGCAUUACAGUGGCAUUGACAGCUUUAUCUAUUUAAUAUCAAUAACUUCAGAAAAAAUUAGUCGAGAAUAUAAUUUCUUUUUUAUUAUAUGUAAACCAAAACAUGCCCCCUGUGCCUUUCCAUUAUGUACCACCUGGUGGUUUGUACCUGAAACAAUUGUCCAUUGUUCCAGUAGAUAAACAUUAAUACCAUACCAAUUAUUGUCUAAUUUUUUAAACUUGAUUUAUAUGUCAUCAAAGUGAAGAUUGUCAUCUUUAAAUUUUGUAAAUUGUCAAAAAUGUGAUUCAAGCUUUUGAAGUAAACAUUGCAUUUUGUAACUUUCAAUAUUUCACCUUGAUGCUUUUUUUUCUUUUUAGUUUUAUUUUGUGAAUGUGUUGGGUUAUUUUCUAAAUUCAUAUGUAUCAGAUUUUAGAAAUUUUCAUUUCAAAUUAAUCUUCAGGCAAAAUACAAAAAUAAUGUGUCUAUGAACAUCCAGUAACAUUCUACAUACGGUAAACCUCUGGUCAGAUCGAACAAAAUUAAAUAAAUACUGUCAAUAUGUUCAAAUUACACAUAUUAUAGCCAAUAAAAUAAAGAAUAGUUUGAACUAUCUCGGUCGACAUCGACAUAAAACAAGGCAAACAGUCAAGUUGUCAAUACGGAACAACGACAGCAUAUAGCGAUAUAUUUGCAAAUCUGGAGAUGAGUAUACAUCAUUUCAAAAAAUUCUAAAUAAAUUUGAACUUUAUAAAGGGUUUUAGAGAUACCUUUCCCUUGUCCCUGUUUCUACACACGUUUCUGAACACAUUAGCCUUGAAUUUCCCUUUUGACCUGUAAUAUCACUGAUGGGUCCUAAAUGGCUAUAUUGUGCAGUAAAAUAUAGACUUUGUUUAGCUUUCUGGAUUGAUAUCCCAAUUGUUUGAAUGUAUGCUAUCUUGUUUUGUAUUUUUCAUGGUGAUUUAACUUACCAAAUAUCCUAUCCGCUUGGGGUUUUUUUGGUGGUUUUUUUGCAAGGAACUAAAACAAAUGAUCACUUUUGUUUAAUCUCAUAACUAUUUAAGCAGAACAUGAUAUAAAUGUUGUUUGCAUUUAUGUAUUUUUGUUUAACAUUCUUUCCAAUCAACUCAAGUUUAUAUGUACAUGUUCCUGGAAAUUCGAUCUGACGGCUAGUAGUGGUAAUUUGAGGAGAUUUGGCUUAUUUUUAAAAUGCUAAAUCACUGCUUUGUUUUUGAGUACAUUUUGUAUUUAUGCUUUAUUUUAUUUUCACCAAUUUUAUGUUAUGCAAGUUUAGGUAAGAAACCAAGAAAUAAUCUCUGAAAAUCUAUUUAUUUGAAAUGCAUUUUACACUAUGCUACCAUGUAAACAUUUUACAUUUCCAAUUUUAAAUCAAGAACAAAAUGAUUAUGACAGAAUUGAACUAAAAUGAAAACAGAAUUGAACUAAAAUGAAGAAACCCUAAGAAUUUUUACACCAAGGGUAAAGUGUUGAAUUAAUACUCUUAUAUACAGUAUAUUUUAGCUUCUGCUUUGUAUAAUCUCUUACAUAGGGAAAAGUCCAGAUAGAUGAUUGUAAAUUAUUUCUCAAAGUGGGGAUAAAAAAAGUACAGAAACAAUAUUGUACCUGUGAUAAAAUUGUUAUUUUCAUAUAUCUUUUGUUUUUAUAACUUUCUUUAUGUCAUUAUUAAAACAUUGUACAGGUUUAUUUGAGUCCUGUUUAGAAUGCUAGGGACUGUCUAAUCUAUGGUUCAUCAGUUAUAGAAAUUAAAAGCAGUGCUACCUGUUUUUUUAGAUGAAAAAAGUUUAUCAAGAUAAAGCAUUAUCUGCUUUUAAGUGUCAACCCACUUCAUAUUCUCUUCAAUGAAAUAUAAUAGUGCUAAGUUACUUUGUGCCAUCAUGUUAUCUUAUAAAUAUUCUGUACUAAAAAAUGUACAUAUGUUGUGCGAUUUUCAUGACUUUAUAAUAAAAUUCAUUAUUUUCGUU